Molecule: messenger RNA, 5697 nt
Organism: Piliocolobus tephrosceles (Ugandan red Colobus)
Lineage: Eukaryota; Metazoa; Chordata; Mammalia; Primates; Cercopithecidae
Gene: SLC4A10
Product: solute carrier family 4 member 10
Exons: 28
Coding region: 207-3596 (1129 amino acids)
Biological process (GO): regulation of intracellular pH; transmembrane transport; monoatomic anion transport
Cellular component (GO): plasma membrane; basolateral plasma membrane
Molecular function (GO): monoatomic anion transmembrane transporter activity; solute:inorganic anion antiporter activity; sodium:bicarbonate symporter activity
Source: RefSeq, a predicted model, not a curated record
AGAGCUACCUGAUCCGAAUACUAAGCAGAGCGAGUGCCGGGCUGAGUGUAAGACACUGAAGACACUGCAGAGCAAGGUGCUUAUUCCAGAGGCGUUACAAAACAUGGAGAUUAAAGACCAGGGAGCCCAAAUGGAGCCGCUGCUGCCUACGCCCUGAAGAUGCUGAGACAUAGAGAUGGCUGUGAUUAUCUUUUGUAAGACAGGAAAUGCAGUCUUUAGGGGUUUCUGGAAAUAGAAAGGUCAUGCAGUCUGGAACCUGUGAGCCUUUUCAAUCUCUAAGUCAUCAGAGAAAUGAUGAAGAAGCAGUUGUGGAUAGAGGUGGAACUCGUUCUAUUCUCAAAACACACUUUGAGAAAGAAGAUUUAGAAGGUCAUCGAACACUAUUUAUUGGAGUACAUGUGCCCUUGGGAGGAAGAAAAAGCCAUCGACGUCACAGACAUCGUGGUCAUAAACACAGAAAGAGAGACAGAGAGAGAGAUUCAGGAUUAGAGGAUGGAAGGGAGUCACCUUCUUUUGACACCCCAUCACAGAGGGUACAGUUUAUUCUUGGAACCGAGGAUGAUGACGAGGAACACAUUCCUCAUGACCUUUUCACAGAACUGGAUGAGAUUUGUUGGCGUGAAGGUGAGGAUGCUGAGUGGCGAGAAACAGCCAGGUGGUUGAAGUUUGAAGAAGAUGUGGAAGAUGGAGGAGAAAGGUGGAGCAAGCCUUAUGUGGCUACUCUUUCAUUGCACAGCUUGUUUGAGUUGAGAAGUUGUAUUCUGAAUGGAACUGUGUUGCUGGACAUGCAUGCCAACACUUUAGAAGAAAUUGCAGAUAUGGUUCUUGACCAACAAGUGAGCUCAGGUCAGCUGAAUGAAGAUGUACGCCACAGGGUCCAUGAGGCAUUGAUGAAACAACAUCAUCAUCAGAAUCAGAAAAAACUCACCAACAGGAUUCCCAUUGUUCGUUCCUUUGCUGAUAUUGGCAAGAAACAGUCAGAACCAAAUUCCAUGGACAAAAAUGCAGGUCAGGUUGUUUCUCCUCAGUCUGCUCCAGCCUGUGUUGAAAAUAAAAAUGAUGUUAGCAGAGAAAACAGCACUGUUGACUUUAGCAAGGGACUGGGAGGCCAACAAAAGGGGCAUACUAGUCCAUGUGGGAUGAAACAAAGGCAUGAAAAAGGACCUCCACACCAGCAAGAGAGAGAGGUUGAUCUGCACUUUAUGAAAAAGAUUCCUCCAGGUGCUGAAGCAUCAAACAUCUUAGUGGGAGAACUGGAGUUCUUGGAUCGAACUGUAGUUGCGUUUGUCAGGUUGUCUCCAGCUGUAUUGCUUCAAGGACUGGCUGAAGUCCCAAUCCCAACCAGAUUUUUGUUCAUUCUUCUGGGACCCCUGGGAAAGGGUCAACAGUACCAUGAGAUUGGCAGAUCAAUUGCAACCCUAAUGACAGAUGAGGUAUUUCAUGAUGUUGCUUAUAAAGCUAAAGAUCGUAAUGACUUGGUAUCAGGAAUUGAUGAGUUUCUGGAUCAGGUUACUGUUCUCCCUCCUGGAGAAUGGGAUCCAAGCAUCCGAAUAGAGCCUCCCAAAAAUGUACCUUCCCAGGAGAAGAGGAAGAUUCCUGCUGUACCAAAUGGAACAGCAGCUCAUGGGGAAGCAGAGCCCCACGGAGGACAUAGUGGACCUGAACUCCAGAGAACUGGAAGGAUUUUUGGGGGACUUAUUUUAGAUAUCAAAAGAAAAGCUCCAUACUUCUGGAGUGACUUCAGAGAUGCUUUCAGCCUGCAGUGCUUAGCAUCUUUUCUGUUUCUCUACUGCGCGUGUAUGUCUCCUGUCAUCACAUUUGGAGGACUGCUGGGAGAAGCAACUGAAGGGCGUAUAAGUGCAAUUGAAUCUCUCUUUGGAGCAUCCAUGACUGGGAUAGCCUAUUCUCUCUUUGGUGGACAGCCUCUUACCAUAUUAGGCAGUACAGGACCAGUUUUGGUGUUUGAAAAGAUUUUGUUUAAAUUUUGCAAAGAAUAUGGGCUGUCAUACCUAUCUUUAAGAGCUAGCAUUGGACUUUGGACAGCAACUCUGUGUAUCAUACUUGUGGCCACUGAUGCUAGUUCCCUUGUCUGCUACAUCACUCGGUUUACUGAAGAAGCUUUUGCUUCCCUGAUUUGCAUCAUUUUCAUUUAUGAGGCCCUGGAGAAGUUGUUUGAACUCAGUGAAGCUUAUCCAAUCAACAUGCAUAAUGAUCUAGAACUGCUGACACAAUACUCGUGUAACUGUGUGGAACCGCAUAAUCCCAGCAAUGAUACAUUGAAGGAAUGGAGGGAAUCCAAUAUUUCUGCCUCUGACAUAAUAUGGGAGAAUCUAACUGUGUCAGAAUGCAAAUCAUUGCAUGGAGAGUAUGUUGGACGGGCCUGUGGCCAUGAUCACCCAUAUGUUCCAGAUGUUCUAUUUUGGUCGGUGAUCCUGUUCUUUUCCACAGUAACUCUGUCAGCCACCCUGAAGCAGUUCAAGACUAGCAGAUAUUUUCCAACCAAGGUUCGAUCCAUAGUGAGUGACUUUGCUGUCUUUCUUACAAUUCUGUGUAUGGUUUUAAUUGACUAUGCCAUUGGGAUCCCAUCUCCAAAACUACAAGUACCAAGUGUUUUCAAGCCCACCAGAGAUGAUCGUGGCUGGUUUGUUACACCUUUAGGUCCAAACCCAUGGUGGACAGUAAUAGCUGCUAUAAUUCCAGCUCUGCUUUGUACUAUCCUAAUUUUUAUGGACCAACAGAUUACAGCUGUCAUCAUCAACAGAAAAGAGCAUAAGCUAAAGAAAGGUUGUGGGUACCAUCUGGACCUAUUAAUGGUGGCUGUCAUGCUCGGUGUAUGCUCCAUCAUGGGCCUGCCAUGGUUUGUGGCUGCCACAGUCCUCUCCAUCACUCAUGUCAAUAGCCUAAAACUGGAAUCAGAAUGUUCAGCUCCAGGAGAACAACCCAAAUUUCUCGGCAUUCGGGAGCAAAGGGUUACAGGGCUUAUGAUUUUUAUCCUUAUGGGUUCAUCAGUCUUUAUGACCAGUAUUCUGAAGUUUAUUCCCAUGCCAGUGCUAUAUGGAGUGUUUCUUUAUAUGGGUGCUUCAUCUCUAAAGGGAAUUCAGUUCUUUGAUAGGAUAAAGCUCUUCUGGAUGCCUGCAAAACAUCAACCAGAUUUUAUAUACCUAAGGCAUGUACCGCUUCGAAAAGUGCAUCUCUUCACGAUUAUUCAGAUGAGUUGCCUUGGCCUUUUGUGGAUAAUAAAAGUUUCAAGAGCUGCUAUUGUCUUUCCCAUGAUGGUGUUAGCCCUGGUAUUUGUAAGAAAGUUGAUGGACUUGUUGUUCACGAAGCGGGAACUCAGCUGGUUGGAUGAUUUAAUGCCCGAGAGUAAGAAAAAGAAACUGGAAGAUGCUGAAAAAGAAGAAGAACAAAGUAUGCUAGCUAUGGAAGAUGAGGGCACAGUACAACUCCCAUUGGAAGGACACUAUAGAGAUGAUCCAUCUGUGAUCAAUAUAUCUGAUGAAAUGUCAAAGACUGCCUUGUGGAGGAACCUUCUGAUUACUGCCGAUAACUCAAAAGAUAAGGAGUCAAGCUUUCCUUCUAAAAGCUCCCCUUCCUAAUCACUCUAGAAGCUGAUUCCCCAAAGCAUUGAAAGCCGAAAAGAGAAGAAAGCUGACUCAGGGAAAGGUGUUGACAGGGAGACUUGUCUAUGACUCGAUCUUCAAUUUAUUUUUUACAUAUAUAUGAGAAGAGUGUCACAAUUAUUAAUAAAACUGCUUUGAUCAUGUAGUGUAAAUUCUGUCCCUCAACCCAAAUCCACCUUCACACUGUAAGUAGUGCAAUACUUGUUUCAUUUCCGUGUUUGAACUUCUGAGCUGUGAGACACCCCUGUGAGCAGAUACAACAGCCAAGGCAAGAAUCUGUGUGUUCCUUGCUGUACCUUAGACAUUUGUAAACUGGAUUCUGAUUGUCAGUUUUAUGAGAGCAAUAGCUUCCUUAAAGAGAUAAGUCAUAUUUACCUAGUUUGUAUUUUCCUACUUUAGUGACCUGAAGAUGCCUGAUAAUUUAAUUCAGAAGAAUUUUUGAAAGGUUGUCUUACUUCUUUUUAGUUUUUAUAGCUUAGUAUUAGUGACUUAUUUCAAAAGACCCAAAUCAAAAAGUUAGUUUGAAAGCAUUUUUUAAUAAUUGUAUUUAUGCAUUUCCUUGAUUUAAUAUGAUACAUUUAAUACUUAACAAUUUAUAUGUAACUAAAACUUAAAGUCACUUGAAAAAAUAUAUAGAAACCUAUUUACAACUUGUUAAGGAGAAUCAGACAUAAUGCAGAGUUAAGUAGUAUUUGCUUAAAAUUCAAGCUGUGACUAAUGAUCAAAUACUAGGCUUGUAUGAAAUGCUUUAGGAAAACUUUGUAGCGGUUUUGUGGGAUUUUUCAAUAUAAACCUUUAUCAGAAAUAUGCUAAGUUUGUCUCCCACUGACAACAGAUGUUUUCCAAAUAAACAUAUACUUGUGGAAUGCCACAUGGUGAAUCAUUGUAUGUGAAAUUCCACUCCUGUACAGUUACUCUGCGGCUAAUGGUCAUGCACUGCUUAAUGCUGAUCCUGAAUCAUGUUCUCAUGUUAGACCAACAGGUGUCCAAUUGUCAUUUUUUUUCUGCAGUUUUUUUUCCACUUUUAAAUUAAAUGCAUGUUGUGGAAAAACAGUCUUUUAAAAGAAAAUUUCAGAUUCUAUUUGAGAAGGUUCUGUAGAUAUUUCAGUCCAUAUAAAAUAAUACAUCUUUACUAAACUUAUAUAAGGGGAGAGAAAGUUAAGAAGUUUUGGACAUUACUAAAAAUACAGUAUUUCAUUUCACUUUCAAUGAAUGUGAAGUUAAUAAAACUAAAUCUCAUAAUGCUCUUGCUUCCUAAGAAUGAGCAGUAAUCAUCAACUUUAUAAUACUCCAAUAUUCCGUUACAAUAAUUCAGAGCCCUGUGGCUUUUACAGACUGUUAAUUAUGUACUCUGCUUAGAAGUGCACAUGAAAAGUGAGGAAAAGUUCCUCUUGUGAUUAAACUAAUGAGAGGAAAUAAAAUCAACAAAGCCUCCAUUAAGUUCUACAUUUUGAUACCUUUUAAAAAUCCCCCUCACAAUUCUUUAAGGAGCCCCCCUUUUUAUGGAACAUGAGCCUAAAAUUUAUAGAAAGAAGAAUUUUAAGUUAAUAAAGUUCAUAUUUAUAAGUGCUGAAAAAAUACAGAAACUUUCUGUUCCAAAUGUGUUGCCUUUGUGUAUUUUAUAAUACAGAUACAACAUUGUAAACAUUUUCACUGUUUUAUGAUUUAGCCAGUGAUUCCCCAAAGCAGUCUCUUAGUGUUUUAAUAUAUUAAUAACUGUUCUGUUGAAAAUGAUCAUAGUGAAUUUAAAUCUUCACAUGAUCACCUAUUUGAAUAAGCAAUCAUAUCCAAUGAAAUUCUGUAUUUCUGAGUAUUUUUAUAGUCAUUUUGUUCUUGUGUGAAUUUUAAAGCUAUCCCUAUGUUAAUCCUAAUAUUUUGAAAUCAUAUAAAAUAUAAGAAAAAUGUAGUAUUAUAUAUUUACUUCUAAUUUCAGAUUCCUGGUCAAAAUUGCUGAAUAUCUUGAAUGUAAUUUAGCGAAAAGUUUAAGUAAUGUGUAAAUGUGACUAGGAUAUUGUGUUUUUCACAAUUAAGAAAUGUUAUGUGGAAAUAAAUAUUUAUCCUAACUAAUUUCCUUGCA